AUGGCUUAUGCUGCUGUGAUAUCUCUAAAAACCGUAAUCGAGCGCCUUCUAAAAUCUUCUGAAAUUUCGUUUGUUCCGCCCUCAAAGAAAAUCAUUAAAUCUGCAUACAAACAACUUUUGUCCUUACAAGAAGUCCUCAAACGAUUUGAUAAUCGCAGCAGAAUCAGCAGCGAGAGGGUGAAUGCUUUAGAUGGAGAAAUCAGAGAGGUCGUACGGAAACUAGAAGACGUAAUUGAAUCCCGUGUCUCAACUCAGAUUCUUUCUCAAUCUGAAGAAAUCCAUCCAUUGCUAGUACUCUCGCUGGACAUGGUGGAAGUGAAGACCGAGAUUGAUUCCUUGAAUGAAAAGCUCAAGAAGAUGGAGGGGGAGUACGCUACCGAAAUUGAAGAUAAUGAUGCCGUUUCAUCAAGAAUUUAUUUUGGUGGAAAUAAGUCGAAGAUGGUUGGAUUAUCCGAUCAAUUUCAAGAAAUCCAAACACGGCUUUUGGAUACAAUGGAAACUUGUCAACUGAUGGCCGUGUAUCUUGUUGGAAUGGCCGGGAUUGGUAAGACUACUCUUGCUGUCGAACUUUUUGAAGAUCCAUUAACCACGAGUCAUUUCGACGCUCGUGUGUUCGUCACCAUAGGGAGAAAGUAUCACUUAAAAGCGAUCCUUGAAGAUAUUUUAUCUCAAAUGAAUCCCGAGACUGAUAAAAUAUUGCUCAAGGAAAGAGACGUGAAAGAAUUGAAAAGAAUGAUGUACCAAAAUUUGAAGGCUAAAACAUACCUCAUUGUUUUGGAUGAUGUAUGGAAUAUGCAGGUGUGGGAUGAUUUGGGAAGGUUAUUUCAUGCCAACAAAAAUCGAUGUCGAAUCCUACUCACAACUAGGGUCGAAAAUAUUUGUUCGGGUAGUGAUAUUUACAGUGUCCGAUUAUUGAAUGAAGAAGAAAGUUGGGAUCUUCUUCGCGAGAAGGUGUUUGGUGAGGAGUCACCGUGUCCACCUCAACUUGAGAAAGCUGGAAAGAAGAUUGCUGAGAAUUGUGAAGGUCUUCCUCUUCUAAUCGUCACAGUUGCUGAUAUUUUAUUCAAAGUUGACAAGACAACAGAGUACUGGAAAAAAGCAGCAGAGAAAGAUAGUUCGGUUUUCAUGGAUGCAAAUGAUCAGAUUAUGUCAAAGGUAAUACUUUUGAGCUAUGAAUACUUACCUCAAAAUUUAAAAUCAUUGUUUCUGUAUAUGGAAGUUUUCCCUCAAAACUAUGAAAGUCCCGGCACCAAGCUCGAGAACCUGUUGAAUGCCGAGGGAUUUUUUGAACCAACUUUUUAUAUAACCCCUGAAGAGCCUGUUUCAAAAAACUUUGUUAUGAUGCACAAGAAGAGCUUUAUGACUUGGCACAUGUAUAACAUAGAAGCUGAGAAAAACAAAUUUUUCCAUGUCGUAGAUAGUUACAACACUACUUUAGCACAGGGUAAAGAAAACCAUCGUCGAUUGUGCAUCCGCAACAAUAUUCUAUUUGCCAUCAAAGACGUGCAAAAGUCUAUGGCAUCCUUUUCAAACGCGCGCUCACUCCUAUGUUUUGGUCCAUAUCAUAAAUAUCCAUUACCAAUAUGUUUGGAAUAUUUGAGGUUGCUCAGGGUAUUCGAUGCUGUUACAAUCCGUUUGUACGAGUUCCCAAUGGAUGUACUAAAACUAGUUCAGCUAAGGUACCUUGCCCUCACUUAUGACGGAAACCUUCCUCCUUCCAUAUCAAAACUUCGGAACCUUCAGGUAUUGAUUAUCCUUCGACAUUUAAACAUCAUUAGUUCUUGUGAGGAUUUAUCGUAUUUGCCAAUAGAAAUUUGGGAAAUGCAAGAAUUAAAUCAUCUUCAGAUCACGGGGAGCAAUCUCCCGGAUCCUUGUGGAGCUACCUUGCCAAACCUCUCAAGGCUUUUUGAUAUAAGCCCCCGUUGUUGUACCAAGAAGCUUCUAGAAAGAAUUCCUCGUCUAGAAAUGGUGAGAGUUCAAUUUGAUUAUGCGCGUGAUAUUGCCGAGUCAUCAAAGUGGUUCGAUCUUAUGUUAAAUCUUCGGGGAUCACUCUAUUGUGUUAUUUCAAAUCCUAUUUCUAUGUCCAAAACUAUGGUCCCACCGAGCCUUCCCAAUUCACUCGAUACAGGUGGUAUUGGAUGCUUAAGUUUGAGUGGGUUUGGGUAUCCAUGGGAAUACAUGAGACUUAUAGCUACACUGUCGUGCCUUACUGUGCUAGAACUGCGAUGCUAUGCCUUUCGAGGGGCGAAAUGGGAAACUCAAGAGAAGGCAUUUCGAUCGCUUAAGGUUCUUGUAAUUGAAGACUCUGAUCUGGUGCAAUGGACGGUCGGGAUUAAAGCCUUUCGAUGUCUGGAGCAUCUAACAAUGAAACGCUGCCACAAACUAGAAGAGAUCCCUCGAAGAUAUUUUGGUGCAUCGAAUAGGCUGAAGAUUGAGAUGGUCGAUUGCAACCCUUUGGGGGUGGCUUGUGCAAAGGAAAUGGAACAAUGGGACAAGGACAGAGGAAGUGAUUUUCGUAGUGUCUCUGUCCGUUCUUCGUGGGACGACUGA
This is a messenger RNA of Erythranthe guttata (spotted monkey flower), 2550 nucleotides long. The record is from RefSeq and is a predicted model, not a curated record. Lineage: Eukaryota; Viridiplantae; Streptophyta; Magnoliopsida; Lamiales; Phrymaceae.